Molecule: messenger RNA, 231 nt
Organism: Botrytis deweyae
Lineage: Eukaryota; Fungi; Ascomycota; Leotiomycetes; Helotiales; Sclerotiniaceae
Exons: 2
Coding region: 1-231 (76 amino acids)
Source: RefSeq, a predicted model, not a curated record
AUGAAGCGCUCAAUAUAUUGGCUCGUCCUCCUCCCCAUAUAUCCGGCUCUAUUCCUCGCCGCAGGCUGCUCAGCUCAUUCAGUCUCUGGAAAGUUCACGCGACCCCGUACCAUUAUCUUCGAUACGAAUGGAGCGCUCCUGAUUCUUCAACAGAAAGCGAGUAUUGCACAUGUAAAGUGGACCGAUGAACUCGAGCAAUAUACAUCCACGGAACUACACAGUAGCUACUAG